This is a messenger RNA of Cryptomeria japonica (Japanese cedar), 754 nucleotides long. RefSeq names its product non-specific lipid-transfer protein 1. Gene Ontology annotation, biological process: lipid transport. The transcript is spliced from 2 exons. Gene Ontology annotation, molecular function: lipid binding. Gene Ontology annotation, cellular component: membrane. Bases 85 to 636 code for a protein of 183 amino acids. Lineage: Eukaryota; Viridiplantae; Streptophyta; Pinopsida; Cupressales; Cupressaceae. The record is from RefSeq and is a predicted model, not a curated record.
ACAACACAUCAACAUUCCAAGCCAAGCAAUUCAGAUACUAGAGAUAAACCGUGAAGAGUAUAGUAGAGCGAGUGAGUAAAAGCUAUGGCAAUGAAAGGGAAGAUGGUGGCAUUUGCAGCAGUGGCACUGGUGGUGGUGGUGAUGGCGGUGGCGGUGGAGAGAGGUGAGGCGGCGAUAACUUGUACGAUGGUGACGCAGAAGAUGGCAGGGUGCGUGGGAUACUUGCAAUCUGGGGCGGGGAAACCAACUGCAAACUGCUGCGCUGGAGUGAAGUCGUUGGCUCAAUCGGCGACAACGACACAAGACAGGAGAACAGCAUGUGGAUGUUUGAAGCAGGCUUCAUCUGCCGUACCCAACGUUAAGCCCAACGCAGUUUCCUCUCUGCCCGCCUCCUGUGGCGUCUCUCUGCCCUUCAAAAUCUCCCUCAACACCAACUGCAACACGUACCUCACUUCACUUUACUCUUUUUGUUUCUUAGGUUUUUUUUUUCUGCAACGAAAUACUCGCUUACUUUGGAGUUCUUUCUGUAUUUGUUGUUGUUGUGUGCAGGAUCAACUGAACGUGACGGCUACCAAUGAGCUCUGCCUGCAGAUGUAUAGAGAGAGAGUAGUAAUAGUAUCUAUAUUAUCUAAAUAAACUACCGCUCUUGUGGCGGUUGCUCUGUUUCUCUCUGAUCUACUCUGUAUUUAUAUGUAGAGUUCUGUUUUUAGCACCCUUUUAAUAUAUACGUAUUGUGUUAUGUUGUCGUUGUGAA